Diaporthe citri is the source of this 2631-nucleotide messenger RNA. RefSeq lists its product as uncharacterized. The record is from RefSeq and is a predicted model, not a curated record. Gene Ontology annotation, molecular function: alpha-L-fucosidase activity. Gene Ontology annotation, cellular component: lysosome. Gene Ontology annotation, biological process: glycoside catabolic process; fucose metabolic process. The transcript is spliced from 4 exons. The coding region runs from base 1 to 2631 and encodes 876 amino acids. Lineage: Eukaryota; Fungi; Ascomycota; Sordariomycetes; Diaporthales; Diaporthaceae.
AUGCCGGGCGAUCAGCAUUUUCCCGACGGCUCGGAUAACAAACAGGUCACUUCUUGGAAAGGACCGGCUCGACCUGACCUGAUCAAGAUGAGGGGCUCACUCUCCGUUGUGGCUGCUGCUGCUGGGCUCGGUGUUGUCCUCGGCCAAGACAUCGGCGCGUCGCUCGUUGUAAACCCCAAGAACAGCCCCGGGGUCGGUGGAAGCACUUCAUCCUUGCCGAUUGACAUCGCCAGCCUCCGUAACAACAGGGGGUUCGGCAACAGCCCCAACGACGCGGACUUUGACGGCACCGGCGCGGGUUAUCCGGCACAAUUUCUCCCAGCGGAGAACUUCAACUACGGAGGGGUGGACUUCAUCUUUCCGCAGUAUCAGGAUAACAAUGGGAGCGACAAUGUCCUCGCUCAGGGGCAGACCCUCAAUAUCAGCAGUGGCCGCUAUGUCGGUGUGCACAUGCUCGCUGCGGCGGAGAGCGCCAUCGCCACGGGCUUUGUCAACGCUUCGUACGCGGAUGGCUCGACAACAAGCGGUGCAGUACUGGUUGACCCGUUUUGGGCAUGGCCGUAUCCUUAUGGCGGCGAUAUUAUUUUCCCAUACUACCUCACAAACGAGACGGUGGACUACAACCGGUCUAUGAUCUUCAGGAGUAUCACAUGGCUCGACAGCUCAAAGGAGCUGACGAGCCUGCAGCUGCCAAAUGUGACAUCGGGAGCCGCGAAUGGGCCAGGCGGUGCAGCGCAGGAGACGAGGCUGCACAUCUUCGCCGUGUCGUUGAUCCCGGCAGACGCUGACGGGUUGAGCUUGGACGUCGAGCUGGCACGGAGCACCAACACGUGGGUCGAGGGGACCAACAAGACCCAAAUAUUCGAGGCGAUCAUCAACAACGUCGGGACCGAGUGGGUCCUAGCCAACCAGAGCGUCACCGUGUCGAUCGAAUCGGACGGUGUCCGGACGGUCCAGCCGGGGUACAUCAACCGACUUCGGCCCGGAGAUCAGGCCCGCGUUCAGAUAGGCGUCGUCAAUGCCGACGGCGUGGCAGAAGGGACCGAUGGCACUGCCACCUUGGCCAUUUCGGGGACGGGCGUGUCCACGAACUACACGUUCAAUGCUACCUACGGCAUCCGCGAGUUCGAGCCAACAUACGAGAGCAUCUACGCGCACGAGUCCCCUCCGUGGUUCAACAAUGCCAAGUACGGGAUUUUUAUCCACUGGGGCGUGUACGCCGUCCCGGGCUGGGGCAACUCGGGCGACAACGAGUCCUACGCCGAGUGGUACUGGUGGCGGAUGAACUCGGGCCCCAACAGCACGCGCGACCGGACCUACGAGUACCACCUCGAGACCUACGGGCCCGACGUGGUCUACGACGACUUCAUCGCCAACUUCACCGCGUCGCAAUUCGACCCCAAGGAGUGGGUCGACCUCUUCGCGGACGCAGGCGCCAACUACUUCGUGCAGGUGUCCAAGCACCACGACGGCUACGCCAUCUUCGACCUGCCGGCCAACGUCACGGAGCGCACGAGCGUGGCCCAGCUCCCCCACCGGAACCUGCUCCAGGAGAUCUUCGACGCCGCGGCCGAGCACCAGCCGCAGCUGCACAGGGCGACGUACUACAGCCUGCCCGAGUGGUUCCACCCGGACUACCGCGGCUACGGCUUCGGGGACUGGCCGGGUGGCAACGCGACGAACCCGUACACGAACGAGACGCUGCCCUACACUGGUUACGUGCCCGUUGGUGACUACGUCUCCGAUAAGAUCCUGCCAGAGAUGCGGACGCUGGCGAACAUGGGGACUGAGAUUUUAUGGUGUGAUAUUGGUGGCCCGAACUUGACGGCGCAGUUUGCUGCCGAGUACUUCAACAAUGCGGCGAGGCAGGGCAAGCAGGUCCUGACGAACAACCGGUGUGGUACGCCUGGGGACUUUGACACGCCUGAGUAUGCGAAGUAUGAGUCGGUGCAGAUUCGCAAGUGGGAGUCGAGCCUGGGGAUGGAUCCUUAUAGCUACGGGUACAACAGGGCGACGCCUGACGACAAGUACUUGACGGCCCAGGGAAUCGUGACGAGUCUGGUGGAUAUCGUCAGCAAGAAUGGGAAUUUCCUUCUUGACGUUGGACCCACUGCUGAGGGAGUCAUCGUCGACAUCGAGCAGCGCAACCUCCGAGCAGCAGGCGUCUGGAUCAAGUCCCACGCAGAGGCCAUCUUCAACACGACGUACUGGUCCAUCACGCCCCAGGAAGGCGACACCGUGCGAUUCACCCAGACUCCCGACGCCUUCUACAUCAGCACCCUCUACGCGCCCAACGACACCCUCGUCCUUACCUCCCCUGUUCCCUACGUGGAGGGCGACGAGGUGACUGUGGUCGGCGGGAACAAGUCUGGCACGGUGGUCCCGAGCGAGCUGUCCGACGGCAGGCUGACUUUGACCAUCAGCGAGGACGUGAGGAACGCGGAUGAGUAUGUUUGGGUGUUCAAGAUUGCUUUCGGGGGUGCGAAUAGCACCAACGGCGGAGGCAACGGCGGCAGUGGCAGCGGGUCGGGAGGUGGAGGAGACGGGACUGGCAAUGGCGCAAACGCCCUCGGAAGCUCGUCCCUGCUGGCAUUGGCUCUGUCACUGGCUGUGAUGCUUCUUCUCAUCUGA